UCUACAUACCGCUGCUCAUUUACCAACACAGUUUCUUUUUGCCAGACCCGGAAGCGUUUUGCGCGAAACGAUACCCAUACCGUAUCUGUAUUUGGCUGCCUCUUGCAUAUUUGUCGGCGGUUUAAAAUAGCUGCAAACGAGGGAGCGCCCACUGCGCGGUAGUGAAUUCGAACUGAAUUAGCGUCUUUGCACAGACAGCACUGUGCGAUAAAGUCUGCAUAGACCAGAGGAACGCAAAGAAGAGUACUCUCAUCCGGCCGGUAUAUGCUGCGGUACACACAAAAGGCAGCCGUGGCCCUCAGGCGAAGGGCACAACAGCGGUGGCCACUUCAGUGCAUAUUCCAGCAGCCCGCGUAUGCAUGUCGGAUCAGAUCGGCUCCACGGCACAGCUUUUCGACAUGUUCGCGAGUAGAUCAGCAUAAGGAUGCACGAGAGAGCAGAAGGAGCGGGGAAUUGGAGAAGCUGCUUUUGCGUGGCGACAGCCCGUUUCUGACAAAGUUCUACCAGCUCCUGCCGCCCACCCAGCAGCACGCAUUGCGGCGGUUCAGCGACGUGCUUCAACGCCAGACAUCAACUGGCCAGCACAUAUACUCCCUGUAUCAGACAUUGCGCAGCCAGAACCUGCAUCGGUAUCUGACAGUCCGCGCCAUGCAGCGGGUGCUGUCUAGUGUUGUUAAUGACCGAUCGAUUAGAAGCGUGCGGUCGGAGGACCUGGUAUCAGCGAUUGUACUAGAGCUGCUUGGCAACUAUUCAGACCUUGGUUUCACACCCAGCAUCGACGACUAUGCGUGUUUGGUUCGGGCGCUGGCGCAGGAGGCUGGAAGAGAGAAGGAUGCAUUGAAGCUGCUGGACGAUCUGGUCGAUACUUCAGACAUUGCACCGUUCUUGGCGUCGGUGCGAAAACGGCGCGGAAAAUAUCUGCUGUCCACCGACGUUAUUCCGUCAGAGGCCGAGAUUGAGCGCAUCGAGCAAUCGCUUUUGAACGAACAGCAGAAACGCGAGACGAACGCCAGAGACGCGAGUGGAGAGAAAAGUAUCGAGAGCGACAUCCUCAAGGCAGAGCAGGCGAAUAUCGAGAAUCUGAAGAGCGGCGGCGAACUUGACCGCGUGCAGCUGCUGGUCAUUGAGGAGCGGCAGAAGCGGCGACAGCGGCAGGAAGCUGGCAAGGAGCGGAAGCCACUUCCUGUCUCCCGGACACUGUAUCAUAUGGCGAUGCUAGGGUUUGCGCAGAUAUACCACGUUCGUGGAGUAAUGGAGGUACUGAGCCGGAUGCUCGAGACGUCGACGCAGGUGCCGUACCGGGUUGCCCGCCACCUGAUGCCCAACAAGCAGACCUGGGAAAUCGUCAGCGAAGUGCUGACACGGCAGCGCGACAGGCCGUACUUUGUCAAAACAUGGAUCGAGUUUCUGAGUCGCGGCGCACGGCCGCCGACCACACUGACACGCGACCUUGUGCGAUUGCUAGUGCGCCAGGCGUGUGUUGAGCAGGCGGUCUGGGUGAUGCGCAUUAGCCGGUGCUUGCCGGACCGCGGCGAGGACAUGCCAAAAGCGCCAUAUUCGGCCGAUCAUAUUCCCUGGGAACUAAAGGUGCAGAUCAUGUAUGUAGCAUCCGCCCUGGAGGCUGCCACCUCUUUCGACACCAUGUCUCUGUCGCGUGAAGAUGCGAUGCGGCAAGGAAUGGCUGCAGCGCAGCUCCCACUACGGGCAAAGCCCGAUCCGGUCGUCUACGCACAUCUGAUCGGCGGUGCUGUGCGGCUCAAGAACGAGAAGCUCUCCGAGCACCUGUUCAAGGAGAUGGUCGAUGAGGGCGUGGUGCCUGAGGAUACCACAUACGGGCAGCUGGCGAAGCUCUAUGCCGAAAACGGGCAGAUCCAGCGCGUGUUUUUGAUUGCCCGUGACCUGCUUGUUCGCCGCCAUGCAAUGGUGCUCAGUCAGAACCAGGACCAUGGGGUGCACAUGUCGUCAUCAGCAAAGGUCAGAUACCGGGAGAAUAUCCGCAAGCAGACAAACGGGCUGCAGGCUGAUAUCGAGUGCAUUGCACCGCUGUUGCAGUACUACAUACGUGGGGGCCGGGAGUCUGAGGCACUGAUGUUGCUCCGCAGCUGGGAUCGUUCAUAUGGCGACAGGGUCCCAGUGGAGAAGCUGGCAAGGGCGCUGCUGCAGGUGUACUCGGAGCCAAGUGAUUCGGCAACAAUUGAUGCAAUGGUGAAGCGGCUAAUGGAUAGGCUUACAGGCCACAAGGAGGCCGGAGAAGCAGAAUCGGAGGCACACAUUCCGAGCAGCGAGACAGUUGGUGAAACGCAGGUGGCCUACGGACAGGACUUCCCUGGAACACUGGAGACAUAUGCGCUGAUGCUCAAGACACACAUCAAGGCGAAGAAUCUGCCAGGUGUGAUACGGGUGAUGAGGGAGAUGGCGAGCAAGGGCAUUGUGCCGCAAUACCCGAUGCUUGAGCAGAUAAUGCAGGCGACACUGCGCGAGCAAGCUCUUGAUCUGUUCGACACCAUUCACGCGUACGUGCGAGAGACCUUGCAGCAGCCGCUGUCAUUGCCUCUGUACGCCCAGUGGAUGCGCACGCUGGUCAAUCACGGCGACGUAGUAGGUGUGCAAGCUGCAUUUGACGAGCUGCUGGAGAUGGGCCAGUUCCCAACGCAGAAGCAUUACACCCUGCUGGUGCAGGCGUACGCGUACAAUGGCUGGGUGGACCGCGCAGUGUCAAUCAUCGACAACCUGCGCAAGCCGCAUAGCAUGGUGCGGCCCGGGCUCAACCUCAACAUUGCCAUUAUCGAGGCACAUGUCGCUGGCGGCAAUCUGGAGCAGGCGCAGGCUGAGCUGCGCUAUCUGCUCGACAACACGCUUCUGCCAACGAGCAAGAUCCCAGCACGGCCGUUCAACUACUUGAUCAUCGGCCACCUGCACCAUGGCGACGGGCGCAGGGCAAUGCACAUGUACGAGUCGAUGCUGCGUCUGGGUGUCAAGCCUGAUGUUUAUACAUUUGCGAUCCUGAUGCACUCGUAUGCGCUGUCCAAGGACGUUGACAACUGCACGCGCGUGUUCAACGAGAUGAUACGUGUUGGAAUCGCACCCGAUCUCGUAAUCUACACCAUCCUGAUCUGCGCCUUUGGGGUGGCUAGACGUGUGGGCAGCGCCGAGCUUGUGUUCAACCAAGUCGCGCAGGAGCAGGAAUGGGCGCAGAAGCAGCGUGAGUCGCUGGCUGGGCGCACAGCCAAUGGCGAGGACCCGCUGGAAAUUUACACUGAGGACCCAGGCCGGUCCGACUGGCCCGAGCUGCUCGAUAUGGCGGAGACAGGGGCAGACCAGCGCAUGGAGGAGAUGCGCUCGCGCAGCUUCUACAACCUGGACCCCAUCAUCUACAUUGCGAUGCUGAAAGUGUACUGUCGCGGACACCGGCCGCUGCGCGCGCUGGCGACCUGGGACCGGUUCAUCCAGAACUUCCCCAUCGCACGGUGGAACCCGCGUCGCGGUGGCAUUCUGUCAAAGUCUUUGAGCUACACAGCACAGUUCCAUCAGCCCGCCUGGACGUUGCUGCUGCGCACAGCGGGCAAAUCGAUUGGCGCCCAGCGCGCUUUGAAGAAGAGGCAGACGCUAGUGCAGUAUUUCUUCGAGCCCCUGUACCCGGAGCAGAUGAAGGCUGUGCUUGACGAGCGCCACCGGAUGAAGCUGUAUCAGCCAGGCGUCUACGAUGUGGAUACUGGACCGGCUAAUGUGCGCAAGUAUAUGGCGAACAUGGCUUAUCGGGCGCAGAUUGUCAGUAGCAUCGAGAACGAGCUGGACCAGCUCAUCAGCCACGCAUACAAGUUCUUCGUGAAGCACCGGUAUACCGUCCCCCAUGUUGCAUUCAAUCCAGUAGAGGCAUUCACGGAUUUUGGCUAUUGGCUGCCCGAGGGAGUCGACAAGACCGAGGUUGUAGAGGCAGCGGUAGCCCUGGAUAGCAAGUCUGAGGCUGAACGGCCGGUAGGUGAGGCCGAGAAACAGCCAGAAAAUAAGCCAGAAUCCGCAAUUGACCAUGAUAGCAGUACGCAGGAGACGGCGCAGAGCAUUGCAGACAUUAUCAUGCGGCAAUGGAACCAUCUCGAGACGGCUGGCUUCAACUUCAACAACAUCCAUAUGUGCGAGUAUCUUUCGUGCAUGCUGCUUGGUCGCAAGUACGCUGAGCUCACUCGCAUCCUGUCUCUGGUAGAGCCUGCCGGUCCUCCUGCCGGUCCCUCGACAGCAUAUCGGUACCGGAGCCUCGAGCUUCCCUGGUACAUGACCAACCUGCUUCUGCGGCAAAUCGACGUUGUGCGCAAGCUCCUAAUGGCCGAGCGCGACCGCCGCAUCGCCCUUGACUGCCUGCUAAACAUCGACAGCGAAUUAGGCGCCGAGCUCUGCACUUUUUCUGCGUAUCCUCUGGCCGAGCAAGCGCGGACUGACGACGAGCUUCAGGUGAUGCGUGAGCGCCGCCAGGUACAUAAGGAGCGCGAGAUUGCAUGGGCUGCGGAGCUCCGGAGUCUGGAUGACGUAGCCAAGAAAUGGCUGCCGCUGGUAGUUGAAGGUGUGCUUCAGGAGAGGCUGCAGAAGGCGAGUUUGAGGAUCGCGUUUGCCCACGAAGGAGUGCAAGGAACUGUCAAUAGCCACAAGAUAGAAUAAAGAUCUGCUGCUAUGUUUACCACUGAUCAUGACAGUUAUUAUAUGGCUCG
Messenger RNA from Linderina pennispora, 4700 nucleotides. RefSeq lists its product as uncharacterized. The record is from RefSeq and is a predicted model, not a curated record. The transcript has 2 exons. Gene Ontology annotation, molecular function: protein binding. NCBI's taxonomy places the organism in Eukaryota, Fungi, Kickxellomycota, Kickxellomycetes, Kickxellales, Kickxellaceae. Bases 265 to 4650 code for a protein of 1461 amino acids.